AUACACAAUGGUCAAGCGCAAGGAACUCAAAGACAAUGAUGUCGAGAUGUCGGGGACGGAUCCCCGCGUCGACGGCGACGACUCCGACGAGGUACAUCCAUACAAACCAAUACCCCCUCCAACGGGCAUAUACACACCCAGCCAAGCAAAAGCAACAACUCGAUAUAAAUAUUGACAAAAGUACUAAAAUCAGGACAUGGACAUGGUCAACGUCGACUUCGAAUGGUUCGACCCUCAACCAGCCGUCGAUUUCCACGGUCUGAAGAACCUCCUCCGUCAGCUCUUCGACACCGACGCCCAGAUCUUCGACAUGUCCGCUUUGGCCGAUUUGAUCCUCUCGCAACCUCUGCUCGGUUCGACUGUUAAAGUGGAUGGGAAUGAGUCGGAUCCGUAUGCGUUCUUGACGGUGUUGAAUCUUCAGGAACAUAAGGAUAAACCCGUCAUCAAAGACCUCACAGCCUACCUCCAGCGCAAAGCCAACGCCACACCGACACUUGCGCCCCUGGCCCAACUCCUCUCCCAAAUGCCCAUCCCGCCCAUUGGCCUGAUCCUGACGGAACGUCUCAUCAACAUGCCUGCGGAGGUCGUACCGCCCAUGUACACGAUGUUGCAGGAGGAGAUCGAUUGGGCGAUCAAGGAUAAAGAGCCGUACAGCUUCACGCAUUACUUGGUUGUGUCGAAGACGUAUGAGGAGGUGGAGUCGAAGCUAGAUGCGGAGGAGUCGCGGCCGCAGAAGAAGAAGAAGAAGGCUGCGGGUGGUGAGAAGGCCGAGCGGUUUUUCUUCCAUCCUGAGGAUGAGGUUCUGGAAAGACACGCUGUGUGUGUUGGGCCUGUGGAGUAUACGCAUAAGGCUGAGGAGGGGUUGUCGGAUUCGAAGCGCGCGUUCCAGGAUCUGGGUAUCGUGACGAAGGGGAGCCUCAUUCUGUUGGAGGCGAGUAAGUUGGAUGGGGCGGUUAAGGAUAUGGCGGAGUAUUUUAAGCCAUAGAUAUAAUUUGCUUGUGAUUACGAUGAUUAUAUGUUAUAGACACC
Molecule: messenger RNA, 1029 nt
Organism: Aspergillus costaricaensis CBS 115574
Lineage: Eukaryota; Fungi; Ascomycota; Eurotiomycetes; Eurotiales; Aspergillaceae
Product: protein-transporting protein BCP1
Exons: 2
Coding region: 197-985 (262 amino acids)
Cellular component (GO): nucleus
Source: RefSeq, a predicted model, not a curated record